AAGUGGUCCGUCCGCAAUCGGUUCCCCCAGCCGCGGGACAGCGGCAGCGGCAGCGGCGGAUGAGCAAGGCCUGGCGGCGGGGCAGGAUGGAGGCCGGCGGGCACGGCGCCGGGGCGGAGGCCGAGGCGGGCGGCGGGCAUGGCUCCCAUAGGAAGAAGCACAAGAAGCACAAGAAGAAGCACAAGAAGAAACACCACCAUGAGGCGGCGGGGCCGAGUCCCCCCGCGCCGCCCCUGCCCAAGCCGCAGCUCAAGCUCAAGAUCAAGCUGGGGGGGCAGAUCCUGGGCACCAAGAGCGUCCCCACGUUCACGGUGGUGCCCGAGGCGCCGCGCUCGCCCUCGCCGCUGAUGGUGGUGGAUGAGGACGAGGAGCCCGCGGAAGGGGUGCCCAUCGAGCAGUACCGGGCCUGGCUGGAUGAGGACAGCAACCUGGAGCCCUCGCCCCUGCCGGAGCUGGACCCCGAGAGCUGCUUCCCUGCGCGCGAGGAGGAGGAGGAGGAGGAGGAGCGCUGGCUCGAUGCCCUGGAGAAGGGCGAGCUGGACGACAACGGGGAGCUCAAGAAGGAGGUGGAUGAGUCCCUGCUGACGGCUCGGCAGAAAGCGCUCCUGCACAAGCAGCAGAGCCAGCCGCUGCUGGAGUUGCCCAUGGGCUACAAGGCGAAGGAGCUGACGGAGGAGAUGCUGGUGAAGCGGGAGGAGCGGGCGCGGAAGCGGCGCCUGCAGGCCGCCAAGAAGGCGGAGGAGAACAAGAACCAGACCAUCGAGCGCCUCACCAAGACCAGCAAGGCCAAGGUGAAGACGCUGCGGGAGCGCCGGGCACGGCCGGCACCGUGCCCCGUCGUGCACUACCGCAACGCUGCCGACCGCAUCACCGUGUCCUUCCCGGUGGGGAUGGCGCUGCCGCUGCUGCCGGCAUCGGUGCCUGCCGUGCCGCCAGUCCCGGUGCUCUGCAGCGUCGCCGGCUGCGGCAAUGUGAAGCGGUACUCGUGCUCGCGCUCCGGGCGCCCGCUCUGCAGCCUCGCCUGCUACCGCCGCAACCUCCAGCUCAUGGACGCCGCGGCUUAGCCCGGUGCUGGCGGCAG
This is a messenger RNA of Pezoporus flaviventris, 1081 nucleotides long. It is a transcript of the gene INO80B, whose product is annotated as INO80 complex subunit B. Gene Ontology annotation, cellular component: Ino80 complex. Lineage: Eukaryota; Metazoa; Chordata; Aves; Psittaciformes; Psittacidae. The record is from RefSeq and is a predicted model, not a curated record. The transcript has 5 exons. Gene Ontology annotation, biological process: chromatin remodeling. The coding region runs from base 60 to 1064 and encodes 334 amino acids.